AUUUAAUCUUACGCAACUUUAAAGAUAUUUUUUAUAAUACGAAGUUAAUUAAUAGCGCCUUUAUCCCCUCGGUGUGGCUAGACUUCAUUAAUAGCUGCUGUUCUCUCUCUCUCUCUCUUCCUCUGUGUGUGGAAAUCAGUGUGUGUGUGUGUGUGUGCGCCCGUAUAGGUGUUUGCUGCGCCGUGCGACUGGCACAAUUUUCAUUAUCAGACGCUAAAAGGAUUACGAACCCGUUCAUCUUCAUCUUCAGCAGCAGCCUUCGCUUUGAGCUUAGCCAAAUAUUUGCAACCAUCCACAAACGAUUUUGCUGAACUGCUGAACUUUUUCGGCUAACUUUGUGCGCUUGCGGAAAUUUCAAAUUUGUUGCAGAGCCAGGCUUAAAUCUUGAAUUAUGAUGUCACAUCAGCAGCAGUUGCAGCAGCAGCAGACACGUCGUCGCUUGGGCUCCGUUAGCGACUCGGCGCCGCCAUCGGAGUCCAGUGAGGGCACCGCCUCGUCAGAGCAGCGGGAUGAGCUGAUACUGCAUCCGGAUUGGUCGGCCCACUCACAAUCAUCGGCACAGCGCAGCAGCGCCCAUGGCACCACAUCGCUCUACAAUGCAUCCGACAUUGAUGCGGACACCAUCAGCACCGACACGAGCAGCAAUACGAAUCUAUCCGAGUACGAGCGCGGUCAGGUUGAGAGCUUCUUUGCAGGUCUAGGCACCGAGAUCUUUGUCAGUGGUGCUCUGGCCAAUCUGUACGAAGGCACAGGAAACGAUGGCGACUGGCGUUUGGUCUUCACUGGCAUACCCGUCAUACUGCACGAUAAGGGCAACGCACGGGCAAGGUCUAUGCCGCGGCUAACACUGGUUCUGGCUGAGCGCGGCUCGUGCUUUGCCUUGUGGUCGGAUCGGGUGGACAAUCUGUCCAAUUACCGGAUUGCGGGGCCCUCGUUUCACACCAUGUGCCUGUCCACCAAUCAUCAGCAGAUGAUUGGAUUCAGCUUCGAUUCAACAGAUGCGGCACGUGAACUCUGGGUGCACGUGGAGCGUCUGGUCAGUGAUCCCGAGAACAUUGCGCUCUCGGCGCCCGGACGCAAGCAGAAGAAACAGAAGCGAGUCAAGCCGGCGCCGCUGCCGCCCAAGUCACAGAUAUCUCAUCCAUGCCAGUUCCAUCAUGUAACCAGCGUGGUGAAGGAGGAUAGCGAACGGUACUACAGCAUGCAGGCAUUCGGGCCGCUCCAUGCGCAGCAGCAUCGUUGAUCAGGGUCGGGCGCGUGGAUCUGGAACACGAGCGCCCUCUGGUGGCAGAAUUAGACCCCACCCAACGAAUGACACGAAAAAAAAA
Messenger RNA from Drosophila hydei, 1328 nucleotides. RefSeq lists its product as uncharacterized. The transcript has 4 exons. The record is from RefSeq and is a predicted model, not a curated record. Gene Ontology annotation, molecular function: DNA-binding transcription factor activity, RNA polymerase II-specific; RNA polymerase II cis-regulatory region sequence-specific DNA binding. Gene Ontology annotation, cellular component: nucleus. The coding region runs from base 392 to 1243 and encodes 283 amino acids. Gene Ontology annotation, biological process: regulation of transcription by RNA polymerase II. Lineage: Eukaryota; Metazoa; Arthropoda; Insecta; Diptera; Drosophilidae.